UGAUUUCCUUUUUUGGUUCUAUAUAGUCUUACCCUCCGUGCACUCCCCUCAUCUUUGACUGUAUUCUCCUUAUCUCUCCCUUCCAUAAACACACACACUUUCAGCUCCCUAUCUUCUUCAUUUAAAUCCUAUUGCUUUUCUGGGUUUCUAAGGAUAAGCAAUUUCAUUGUUCAGCUUAGAAUUGGUGAAACACAAGAAAGAACAAACAACAACCGUGGCGAAUAGAGCAAAGUAAAGAACAGCAUGCUGUGGUGUAGUUUAUCUGUUGACGUCUAUCGGAAAGUCAUCUCCUUGAACUUGUAUUGCCGUGUCAUUCUGUAAAAUACCCUUUUUCAGAAAUCACUUCUUUGUUAUAGAUUACUGUUUCUUUUGUUCACCUUGAAAAAUCAAGUCUUCAUAGUAAUAUCUUCCAUGGGAUCUACACGUUUCAUUGUCGUACCCUGUUACGUUCUCAGCAUUAGCUGAGAAUUUAGUCACUUUCAUCUUUAUAUUGGUGGGAAUUGUCUUCUUUAGCAUUCACUCUUACUAUUACUUUGAUCUUUAGCAUUCAGUCUUUGAUUUUCUGAGGAGUGAUUUUUGACGGUCUGCGUAUUUGAGCGUAUCUUCAAUCAUUUUCUAGAGGGGAUUGUUCGGAAUCCUUUUGUUUCUUGAUUGUUCUGUUGGAAGAUUGAGGUGUUUGUAUUGAGUGAAAAGGGUUGGGAACAAGUAGUUAUGGUGUGUCAAGCAGCUGGCCAGACGAGAUUUCGAGCAUUGAAACAUGAAAAUGGAAUUGCUGGGUCUGCCACCAUAAUAGUUAGAGUCAUAGCAUGCUUUCAACCACUCCAAGAUUGCCAGGCUGAAUACUUCCGUCAUUUGCUUAAACCCGUCACGUAGAUUGACCUUUCUUUUUACCGCGUUCAAGUUAAGCUGGAGUUUUUAGUUUUUUUCGUUGUUUAUCAAGAGUGCAAGAAAUAAACAGCAAUUCGUAGUUUCACAGUUGUUUAGAACUGGUGAUUGUUGAGGUUGAAUGGAAAAGGACUUUGGAUCUUUGUUCCAUCACCAGUAUUCAGAUCUGCAGUUAGCCCAUUUGAAUUUUUCUUAUCCUCGAUUUGAUAUAGGGCAGCAGAAUUCUUUUCCUAUUUACAUGACUCCUCAGUCAAAUGAGGUUCCUAUGAAUGGGAAUUCUCCCCUUUUCACAUUUUCUGGGCUUCUACAGUCAAAGGCAAGCCAGCCAACUGAACCUCACAAUUGGUUAUAUUGUUCGCCUCAGUUCUAUCAGGGUUUUGCUCCUGUUUCGACCGCUUUACUCGAAGAGAAGCUUGCUCCUCAAGCACUCGAAAAUCCUAAUGCAGGCGCCUCAUCUGCUCAGAAGAGAUUCCUUGUUUUUGAUCAAUCUGGUGAUCAAACAACUUUGAUCUAUAGUUCUGCUAAUGCUACUCCUGUACAAUGCCCGGCUUCUUUGAAUCCAACACCACCUGCCCUUUCUAAUUUGGUUAAGGAGGAUCCAGAGAUUAAAAAGAAUGAAGCUUCUCCAUUUGGGCAUUUUUUUGGUGAUGAAUAUUAUGAAGAAAGUAACAGAGAUGACGUCGAAAGUGAAAUGCGUGAGGAUACUGAAGAACUGGACGCCCUACUCUAUUCAGAUGAUGAUUAUUAUUAUUCCGAGGAUGAUGAAGAAAGAAGCACUGGUCACUCGCCUAGUACUAUGACAACUCAUGAUUUACCAGAGUGGGUUGACAAAAGGGGUGAAGAAUUAGCUAGUUCUGCGAAGCCAACCAAAAGGCAUAAACUGUUAGAUGGUAGCUAUGAUGCACCGUCGCUUAGGGAUACUGCAACCUCUGCAAAAGCCUAUGCGUGCUCCGACUUAGAGGAUGAUGCACAAUCCAGUUGCGGCAAUGGCUUUGACCAAGUUUCAGGAGCACCGUGUUCUCCAUCUGGGAGAAAGAGGCUGAGAAAAGAUAAAAUUCGUGAGACUAUAAGUAUUUUGCAGGAAAUAAUCCCUGGAGGGAAGGGAAAAGACUCGAUGGUUGUUAUAGAUGAAGCAAUCCGUUACUUGAGAUCCCUGAAGGUGAAAGCCAAGUCUCUAGGACUUGAUUCUCUUUGAGCUUCAGCUUGCCCCUGGUCAUAAUUUUACGAGUUAUUAAUGGUAUUUCUUAUAGGUUCCUUGUGAGGUAGCGGUGUGAAGUACGUAUUAAAUGUUUCAGAUGAAUAAAGCAGAAUUAAAGCUUAGAUGGUAUGGCAAAGUUGGGUUGGCGGAAUAUGGCAUAAACAAAGUAAACCAGGUUGGAGAAUUCCCUUAAGAGUCUUUAUUCCAUCAUUCUGUUGGAACCAUUGGCUGUGGUUUUGAAAAUCACCGGUCGUGUCUUAUUCAUGUCUUCUUUAAAGAUAAGGGAGGGAACUUCUUGUCAUGCUUCCAUAAAGGGUGGUAAAUCAUGAGUUCAUAUCUUGACCCUAAAGAGAAGUUGAUUCUGCCCUUUGGGAAUGUGUUUUUGCCCACAUAAUUGUUCGUGUCUGUGUGAACGAUACGACAACUUGUUUACCUCAGUAGGACCCUGGAAAAGUUCCAGUGCACGCUUGGUGGCGAAUUUGGGUCCCAAAUCCUCACUUUCAUUGCUCUUUUUUCCUUAAUGCUAUCACAUUAAUCCCUCUUGGGCGUUUCCCUUCCUUAUCUAAAGGCGGUCAUUCGCUUCGCGAUGCAUCUCUCUUUUGGUUACAUCAGGUAUAAUUAUGUUCUCCUGAGGUGAAAUGAAUCUCGACCCUUUGUGUAACAAACUGCUGCUACUAUUUGACACAUGACUAAGUUUGAGCUAUAUGGGAAUCUUGGUGUGUGAAAUUCUUAGUACUAUAUAUGUGGUUGUGUAAUACUAGUAUCAUGUGUGAUGUUUGUAUGGAUUGGAGAAUAUUAACUAUGUUUGGUCGCAGUGUUGUCUUUAUGCUUGUGUUUUUACGUAGCAUGCACGCAUUUUUAGCUCAAAGUGUGAGAGACAGUGAUGUAUUUUUCUUGAUUCCUUUGUAAAUGGAUUGCAAUGGUGAUAGAGUGGGACCACAUGUUUGCAUUAUUUGGGUGAUGAAAUUUCGACACUUGCAAAUGCAUGCGAGGGUCCCUCAUUCGUUGUCCA
Molecule: messenger RNA, 3095 nt
Organism: Nicotiana attenuata
Lineage: Eukaryota; Viridiplantae; Streptophyta; Magnoliopsida; Solanales; Solanaceae
Product: transcription factor bHLH143-like
Exons: 4
Coding region: 1007-2080 (357 amino acids)
Molecular function (GO): protein dimerization activity
Source: RefSeq, a predicted model, not a curated record